Macadamia integrifolia is the source of this 637-nucleotide messenger RNA. Its product is annotated as histone H3.2. Gene Ontology annotation, molecular function: structural constituent of chromatin; protein heterodimerization activity; DNA binding. The record is from RefSeq and is a predicted model, not a curated record. NCBI's taxonomy places the organism in Eukaryota, Viridiplantae, Streptophyta, Magnoliopsida, Proteales, Proteaceae. The coding region runs from base 80 to 490 and encodes 136 amino acids. Gene Ontology annotation, cellular component: nucleosome. The transcript has a single exon.
CCCUCCUCGAAGCUUCUCAUUCGCUCUUCUACGCUUACAGAUCAAAGCUUUCCCAGCAAUUUUAUUAUUUCUCUUGGAGAUGGCGAGAACUAAGCAAACAGCGAGGAAAUCUACUGGAGGCAAGGCUCCGAGGAAGCAACUUGCGACUAAAGCCGCUAGGAAAUCUGCUCCGGCCACCGGAGGAGUGAAGAAGCCCCACAGGUUCAGGCCAGGAACUGUGGCUCUUAGGGAGAUCAGGAAGUACCAGAAGAGUACCGAGCUUUUGAUCCGAAAGCUUCCUUUCCAGAGGCUCGUCCGUGAGAUCGCUCAGGACUUCAAGACCGAUCUGAGAUUCCAAAGCAGCGCCGUCUCAGCCUUACAGGAGGCAGCGGAGGCUUAUUUGGUUGGUUUGUUUGAGGACACGAAUCUUUGUGCAAUUCAUGCUAAGAGAGUCACCAUUAUGCCCAAGGACAUUCAGUUGGCCCGGAGGAUCAGGGGCGAAAGGGCUUGAUCUGAUAUUCGCUGUUUAAAACGAAAAGUUCAGUUUCCUAGUAUAUUUUCUUUUCUUUUUAAUCUGAUCUUGUAUCAUUUCCUGGUAUUGGUGUAUGAUGAAGAGAUCUUCUGUGCUUAAUCUACGAAUUUGAUCAUUAUUAUUCAA